This is a messenger RNA of Acyrthosiphon pisum (pea aphid), 4391 nucleotides long. RefSeq names its product multidrug resistance-associated protein 4. The record is from RefSeq and is a predicted model, not a curated record. Gene Ontology annotation, molecular function: ATP binding; ABC-type transporter activity; ATP hydrolysis activity. Lineage: Eukaryota; Metazoa; Arthropoda; Insecta; Hemiptera; Aphididae. Gene Ontology annotation, cellular component: membrane. The transcript is spliced from 27 exons. Bases 241 to 4296 code for a protein of 1351 amino acids. Gene Ontology annotation, biological process: transmembrane transport.
UUUUCAAUUAACACGACACACGAGAUGUUAUAGAAAAUACAAUUCUCAAAUAAUUCUAAGGACUGAUAGAAGAAAUACAAUUGUCGAUUGAUUUCCUUUAGUAGGAACCAUAUUCAUUUUCUAGUGGCUAGUGCUAAAGUAGUAAUCAAAAUAAUUCAGUUGAUCUAUUAAAAUUUAAAUAUUGUUAGUAACUUCAGAUUUUAGCUUUAUUAUUAGAUUUUCAUCACAACAGGUAAAAAAAUGGAUUCUAAUUAUAAAUGUAAACGGCCAAAACAUCCAAGGGCCAAUGCAAACGUCUUUGAAAUCAUCUCAUAUAGUUGGAUGUUGGACCUCUUCAAAAUAGUACUCAAAAGAGACAUAGAAAUAAAUGAUUUAUAUAUACCUUUAAAUGAACAUACAUCAUCGACAUUAGGAAAUGAUUUAGAAAAGAAAUGGAGACAAGAACUGGUUGUUGCAAAUAAUGGAAAACGGAAGCCCAGUUUGUUGAAAGCAUUAUACAUGUUGUUUGGGACUAAAAUAAUGUUUCGGGGAUUAAUUCUUGCUAUCAGUGAAAUUAUUUUUAAGAUGUUCCAACCUAUAUUGAUUGGUAGACUACUAUUAUAUUUCAAUACCGAAGGGCAGAAAACAACCGAUGUAGAACAGGCCUACAUGUACGCUGCCUGCUUAACAAUAUGUACGUUAGUUUCAAUGGUGUUGUAUCAUGUGCCACAAGUAGAUAUGAUUCACUAUGGAAUGAAGAUGCGGAUUGCUUGUUGUUCAAUAAUAUUCAGAAAGGCUAUGCGAUUAAGUAACACAUCUCUAGGUGAAACAUCGGUCGGUCGAGUAGUUAAUUUAUUAUCAAACGACGUUAACCGGUUCGAUAAAGCGCUAUUCUUUCUGCACUUUUUGUGGAUUAGUCCCCUGCAAACAAUAGUGGUUUCAUACUUCUUAUGGCAAGAAAUAGGUGUAUCAGCAAUAUUUGGAGUUGCAACAUUGAUUAUGUUCAUUCCGUUGCAAGUGUGGUUUGGAAAAAAAAUUUCCAUAUUAAGGUUAAGGACCGCCAUUAGAACUGAUGAAAGAGUGCAUUUAAUGAACGAAAUAAUUUCGGGCAUUCAAGUUAUCAAAAUGUAUACAUGGGAAAAACCAUUUGAAUAUUUAGUACAAUGCGCAAGAAAAAUGGAAAUAAAACAGAUUCGAGGAUCGUCAUACAUUACAGCAGUAUUCGUAUCUUGUACGGUAUUUCAUUCGAGGGUUGCUUUGUUUUUUAGUAUACUAGCAUAUGUUGUACUCGGAAACUAUAUUACGGCCCAAAAAGUAUUUGUCAUAGCAUCAUAUUACAAUAUAUUGCGAGUGUCAUUGACGGUUUUUUUCCCCCAAGCCAUUGCACAAAUAGCUGAACUAUUAAUGACUAUCAAAAGAAUUCAGAUUUUUUUAUCAUACGAAGAAAAAAAUUGUAAAGUGGUAAAUCUUUCAAAAUCGGAGAACGUGACCACCAAUAAUGGUGCAAAAAAACCUACAAUCAACUCUGCAUCAAUAACUACAAAUACUAACAGUGAAAUGAUGCAAUCAAAUUAUUUGAGAAUAGAUAUUUCAAAUGCAACGGCUAAGUGGACUCAAAAUGAAACUGAGAACUGUUUACGGCAUAUCAAUCUAACCGUAAGCUCUGGUCAAUUAGUCGCAAUUAUUGGACCCGUAGGAGCUGGAAAAAGUUCAUUAAUGCAAGCGAUUCUACGAGAACUACCACUAUCCGAAGGAAGAAUUUCAGUGAAUGGUAUAGUUUCUUAUGCAUCCCAAGAACCAUGGUUAUUUGUAGGUUCUGUCAAAAAAAAUAUAUUAUUUGGUUCUCCAAUAGAUGAACAUCGUUAUAAACAAGUGAUACAAGUAUGUGCGUUGAAAAGUGAUUUUGAACAGUUUCCAUAUGGUGAUGAAACAAUUGUGGGGGAAAGGGGAGUAACCCUCAGUGGUGGGCAAAGAGCAAGAAUCAAUUUAGCUAGAGCCGUUUAUAAACAAGCGGAUAUUUAUUUAUUGGACGAUCCUCUUUCAGCUGUUGACACACGUGUUGGCAGUCAUUUGUUUGAAAAAUGCAUUAAAGGUUUCCUUAAAGACAAAACUUGUAUUCUUAUCACACAUCAAAUACAGUACUUGACGAGUGUAGAAAAAAUUGUUCUCGUUGAAAAUGCAAAUAUUAAAUCAGAAAGCACAUAUGAAGAACUUCAGACGUCUAAUUUAAACUUCGCGAAAUUACUUCAUUCUUCAAAGGAGAUGAUAUCUACGACUCAUAAUACAUUGAAUGUAAGAAAGAAAAGCGAACCACAGUUGAUUGUUGAUCGUCAAGUGUCUGAAACGAGUGUAAGGUCACCUGUCGAUGAAAGUAAAUCUCAUCAAAACAAAUUAAAACCCACUGAAGUAAUUGAAACUCGCACUUUGGGGAAUAUUUCGCAUACUGUUUAUAUGUCAUAUUUAUUUGCUGGAGGAAGAAAGUGUAAAAUAUUAUUUUUUAUAUUGGUCUGUAUAUUCACACAAGUACUGAUGUCUCUUGGAGACUCCUGGAUAAGUUAUUGGGUUAACUUAGAAGAACACGUUUUCCGUAAUGUAAUAAAUGUUGCUGAUAAUAAAUUAAUAUGGUGGUCAAUUUCUAGACAAACUUGCAUUAAUGUUUUUGCCGCUACAAUUGUAAUUAUGAUAAUUACAGCUGUAAUUAGGUCAGUCUUAUUUGUGUCCGUCUGCAUGAAAGCUUCGAUGACUUUACAUAACAAUAUGUUUAAGGCGUUAACUAAGGCCACAAUAUAUUUUUUUAAUACAAAUCCUUCUGGGCGUAUUCUUAACCGUUUUUCAAAGGACAUAGGCACUAUUGAUGAUUUAUUACCAUUAAAUUUGAUGGAUUGUAUACACAAUGGAUUGGCAGCUUUGGGAGUAUUUAUCGUUGUUGGAAUCGUUAACGUGUAUAUGACAAUAGCCGCCUUUGUUUUAGCUUUUAUCUUUUACAAAAUAAUGAUUUAUUAUUUAUUAUUAUCACGGAGUGUUAAACGGUUGGAAGGAAUUACACGAAGCCCUGUAUUCACACAUCUGAAUGCAACUUUACAAGGUUUAACAACAAUUAGAGCCUUUGAUGCCGAAGAAAUAUUAACCAGAGAAUUUGACAACCACCAAGACUUGCAUUCUUCAGCUUGGUAUUUAUUUAUAUCAUUAAGUAGAGGUUUUGCUUUUUGGUUAGACAUUAUUUGUCUUUUAUACGUAAGCGCAGUUACAUUCAGUUUCGUUGCAAUUGGCAAUGGUGUAUUUGGAGGAAAUGUUGGACUUGCCAUUUCUCAAGCGUUUGCGUUACAAGGAAUGCUUCAGUGGGGUAUGAGGCAAAUGGCCGAAUUAGAGAACAAUAUGACAGCAGUUGAAAGAGUAUUAGAGUAUACAAAUAUUACACAGGAAGAUGCUAUUGAACCAACAGUAGACAACAAACAAUCUCCAAAUUGGCCAUCAAAAGGACAAAUUAUAUUCAAAAAUUUUUAUCUACGAUAUGGACCAGAUACAUCAUAUGUUUUAAAUAACCUCAAUAUAAACAUAGAAUCAAUGCAAAAAGUAGGAAUCGUUGGUAGGACUGGAGCAGGAAAAUCUUCUUUAAUUUCAGCCUUAUUUAGAUUAGCUUUUAAUAAAGGUAAUAUCAUUAUCGAUGGUAUAGAAAUUCAUGGACUUGGACUAAAUAAGCUGAGGUCUAAACUUUCCAUAAUUCCUCAAGAGCCCGUCCUGUUCUCGGGAACAAUGCGAAAAAAUUUAGAUCCAUUUGAUGAGUAUCCAGAUCACAUACUUUGGAAUGCAUUAGAGGAAGUUGAACUUAAAAACGUUAUUGAAGAAUUGCCUAACGCUCUUGAUUCAAAAAUGUCUGAAAAUGGUUCCAAUUUCAGUGUUGGCCAAAGACAACUAAUAUGUCUUGCAAGAGCUAUAGUUCGAAACAAUAAGAUUCUCGUUUUGGAUGAAGCCACAGCUAAUGUUGAUCCACAGACAGAUGCAUUAAUUCAAAUGGCCAUUAGAACUAAAUUUCGAACAUGUACAGUCUUGACAAUUGCACAUCGUUUGAACACUGUUAUGGAUUCGGACAAAGUUCUGGUUAUGGACAAAGGAAAAAUAGCCGAGUUUGACCAUCCUCAUAAUUUGUUGCAAAAUAAAGGAGUAUUUUACAAAAUGGUGGAACAGACAGGACCGGCUACAUCUGAUUUUUUACACAGAAUAGCUGAAGAGAGUUACCAUGCUCUAAGUUUGGGGACAGAACCAGCAUCCGAGUCUUCUGUCAAUGAAGCAGAUGGCAUUUCAGCGAAACAUAUAUAAUAAUAUUUUUAUAGUAUCACUUUAUAAUGUCAUUACACUUACAAGUUACCUAACAUAACUGAACUAGAUACGUGAACUAGUAUAAUUCUAAACCC